ACGUUUCUGCUGAAUUUGGAUUAAAAGCGUUCCUUGAGAUUAAAUUAAGUCAAAUUUUAGGCACUUUGAGAUCAGAAAUCUUAUUUAAUUGCCUGCUAACAGUAAGCAUGUUUUCGGCUUCGAAUCGGUGCAGUGUUCAUCUCUCUCUUCGAAUGACGGCGAGCCGACAACCCUGGCACACGAAGGGUGUCUCAAACAACAAAAAAGCUGCGGCGCCACUUUGACGUGCGACUCCCAUCAGACGGUUGGUUUGGCUCUCGCGGCUGUAUUCGGUUUUCUGUGUGCCUGUAUCAAGUAGAGAGAGUCGAGCGCAGAGCACACACACCUAACCAACCACACCAACCAACCAACCAAGCCACAGCAGAGCCCGAAGAGCAGAAACAAGCAACGGCUCCACAUUGGACAUGUCAUGUCAGCAAGUGUACAGACUCCAUUCAGCCACCGCAACAGCCACGUUACCUAGGAAUCCCGCCAGCAGAAACAGGAGCCUUGCCGCAGCAGCCUCGCCAGCAGCUUCCAUCAGUGUCACAGCCAGGGCAGGAACAGCAGCAACGCUGACGCCAGUGGAGAGCAUAGCCAGCAAAACGACGUCCGAGGACGCGGAUCCCUAUGCCUUCACAGAGGCCGUGGCAGUUGCACCUCCCAUUUUAUUCAAUGCACAGAAAUCUCGAGCCCGCCUAAGCGACACCACCAGCAACCGGAGUUGCAGCAGCAACAAGAGGCAAAUAGCAGCAGGAGCUGCCACAAGCGGCAGGAAGGUGGGCCUGGUGGCCCAACGCAGUUCCGCAGUAGCAGCAGUCCCGCAGGCAGCACCCCCAAAGGCGCAGGCGUCUUUAGCAACCCCAGCCAGCACCAGCACAUCAACAACAACGAAUUUCCACUAUGCCACGCAAUCUCAGAGACAACCAGUCCUUCCGCCAGUGCAUCUGCAGCUUCAGUUGUCGCAGCAAACGCCGCAGCUGCAGUCGCAGGCGUCCCCGAAACGGGCCAAUGUGUGCAUAGUCCGCCCGCAGCAGCAGCAGCAAGAGAAGUCCGCCGAGCCUUCGGAGCCCUGCCAGCAGCUGACUGCCCCACCACCGCCGCUGUAUUCCCAUACACCGUCGCUCUGGCAGACGCCGCUGCUGCUGGAUAACAGUCAGAAGCAGCAGCAACCGGUGCAGCUCAUCCACCCGCAACAGCAACAUCUCCCGCAGCAGCAGCAGCCACAGCCGCAGCAGACUGUUGCGCUGGUCAGCCCGCCCUCAUCGCCCGCCUCACUACCCUCGCCAACUCUGCCGCCGGCCAGCGGAGCAGUGACCGCCAUGGUGGCUCCGAUUUCGGUGUCGCCCAAGGGCAGCGGUCUGCCGCUACCGCCCUCGAAGUUCCAUCACACUACGCUGGCGCAGCACCUGCAGAAGGUGGAGUGCCUGAAGAAGAAGAAGUCCCUGCCGUUGGUAUGCCAAAUAAACAAUAACAACAACAUUAAGCUCCAGAACAACAACAGCAUCGGAGAGUCACUUAACAAGUCGGUCGCCUACAACUACACCCAGCCGCCGCCUCUGACGGUUUUCAAAGCGUCUGCUCCCUCGCAGCCUGCUGUCCCAUCACAGAAACAUUCCGCCGGCAAGAAUCUGGAGGAGAGCGAUCUCAGCGACAUACCCGUUAAUGUUAUAUUCAGGAAGCCGAAAGUGGCAGGAACAGCAGAUGCGGAAAUAACUGUGGGGGGAGUCAAGCUGGUUACCCCUUUGACCCCGCCUACUCCGCCGGAGAUCAAAACUCCCCCGCCUCUGUUGGCUCAACUGCACCCUCAGAUACCGCCGCCAGCUUGUGCUCCCAGCUCACUGCAGAAACCAGCAGUACCCACACCACUCGCACCGGCCAUAACCCCCACUUCAGCCAAGAAAUCUGAACAAAUGUCUUCCAAAGUCGCCAACAGAAAAGGCAACACAAACACCCACAACAACCGCCAAGCCGCCAAGAAAGUUAUGCCACCGCCCCAGGAACCGGCGACAUCUCUUACAAGCAAGACGGAGGAACCGACAACUCGCCAGCGACGCCCCACAUCCGGUUCAAAGCCCGUGUCGGUGGCUCUGAUCGAGAACCAGAACUUUCCGACGGACUCGCCCUACUGCCUGCAGCAGUACUGGAUGCACUCUUCCGGCCUAAACUACUCCAAAGAUGUGUCCGCGGACACGCCGCUCUCGCCCAGCAACAAGCGGGAGGAGAGGAUUGCGGUGAAGAAAGGUAUUCUGCGGCGGCAGGCUCUGCAGUUGCUCUCCACCCGUUCGCUGCAGGAGCUGCCACUUCGUGCCGCAAAGCAGCGGCUUCAGAGUGUCCAGACUCUGCUGGUUAAAUAUCAGGAUCAUGCUGCACAGCAGCAGGGAAUUGGCAUUGGGAAUCGAUGUCUAGUGGCCAACUGUAAGCUUCCCACUCUGAGCAUGGCAGCGCACUGCGAACGCCACAUCGUGAACAACGAUACGCAGCAGUUGUUCCAGCCCUGUGUGGCCUGGCGUGUGGAUGGAACUGCCUGUCAGGCGCCCGUCUUCGAUGUCCUGCACACGCUGGCCUUGUGCAAGGUGCAUAGCCACCUGCGGACUGGCCUAGACGCGGCCCGACCAGCUCCGCGACUCAGUGUACCUUCCGCUGGAGUUGGAGUAGCCUGCAGUGCUGCUGGGAAUGUCGGCGCUACGCAGCGCAAGCGUAAGGCCAACUCGAGUCCCGUAACGCGUCCUCAGAAACGGGGAAGAAAACCGCUGGCUGAGCAGUUCGUCCCGCAACUCCAAUCCCACACGCUCCAGGCCAACACUCUUCCCCUGAUUCCAUCCUCGGGAAUGCAGCGCAAGAGUAGCACCACCUCGCUGGAGUCCAUUGCUAGCAAUUCGCACUCCUCGCACUCCACAGUGGCAUCAGUUCAGAACAUGCCGCAGCUUUCCAUACCGCCGGCCCUGGUACCGCUCAGCGGCGAUUUCCACGCGAAGCAACAGCAGCAGCAACAGGAACAGGAACAGCAGGUGGUGCCCAAGCUGGAGAUCUUUGAUCCCGUGUUCAAGUUUGUAGACCAAAACCAAUUGAGCUCUGGAGUGCCCGUGGACAGUAGCCUCAACUUGCUGGCAAACGCCAACAUAAAGGCCGAAGAGAUUAGCCAGAUUGUGGCUCAACUGGCAGCCGCUGGUGGCGAUUUGCACCACCACAACAACAAUAAUAACAACAACAUUAGCAACCAGAACAACAAUAGCGUGCAUUUCAACAACAACAACAUGAACUUCACCAACAGCAACAGUCAGCAGCACCUCAGUUUUCCGUCCUUUAGUACGGCUUUUGGAAGUGCUAUGGGCCAGCCGAUCAUACCGCAAAACGGGCAUGCAACUCCAUCAGCAGGGCUGGCCAACACGGCGGAUAUUUUGGGCCAAGAAAUGCUUAGUAUCUGCGAGAAUAGCUCGGCGUACGCCAGCUCAGAGGACACUGGACUGGGAGGGCUGAGCGAGUCCGAGCUGAUUGGCGCCAACGAUGCUGAUGACAUAGCAUUGGUAGCGAACGGUGCCCACUUGCUGGAGGAGCACGAUCUGGUCAAUGUGUUCGACACGCUGCCGGACGAUGCUUUCAACGAGUUGUUCGAAUCUGUGCAACAAGCCGAGUGCGAAGCUAUGGACCGGGCGCUCGAGAUUGCCGACAAGAACCUCAAGUGUCUGCAGCAGACGAUUGGUGGCUCGGCAGACAGCGCCUUCCUCAAUGAUUUCCUCGACGUGGGCGAUGAUCUGUUAGCGGAUGCCGUGAUGCAUUCGCCGAAUACCUCCGGUAUCGAUGCAUCCACGUUGUUCGUGGACAGCAGCAGCGGCGGCGGCAACAGCAGCAGUAACGGCGGCUCCGACAUUUCGCGAUUGGUGCAGACUUAAUUUAGAGGAACACCCGCCAACAAACUAAACUUACUUUUGAGCACUUCUGGGCAGCUUCCGUUUCGGUCCCACACUUCCGUUUGGCAACUUUCUCGGCCCGUUUUCACUUUUCCAUUCUGUAGGCUGCCCAAAUAUGAAAGCAUACGUUAGGAAAUAUAUACAUUCAAAUAUAUAAAUAUAUAUAUAUAUAUUUAUUCGUUAAUGUAUAAAAUAUAAAAAGCUAAAAAUAGCACUGACUUCAAAAAAAAAAAAAACAAGAAAAAAAUCAGAAAUGUCCAAAAAAAGGUUUAGUUCAACUUAAAAACUUAAACACAUAAAUAGAAAUAGCAUUAUAAAUUAAAACGUAAACGUAAAUACUUUGUUAGUGAGCCAAGAAAAGAUUGUAGCGAGCAGCUUUAUUAAAUACUUAAAAACAAUCAACAAAUUGAAUUAAAACAGCAGCAAAAUAGGAACCGUAGAUAGAAUCUUGAUUUUGAAAUACCAUCCAAGUAAGCCCCGACUUCUACUGAAUCAUUUUUGAGAAUCCGCCUAAUCCUUAAAACGAAACUCCUUUAUAUUAGGUCGGAAGAAGCAGCGUCUGAGUUACAGUUCUGAGUUUGGUUUAUCUUUUGGCUUGCACACAGACACACUGAGACACCUACAUCCACACAAACACACCUUCCACACCCCCACCCACACACACAUACAAUGUACAAGGGUCUAGUUUGAAACCGCGAAUCGUAUUACUAAAUAUACAACUAUAUACUUAUAUAUAUAUGAAAUAUAUCACAUUUAAGUAUAAGCUUUAAUUUAAACGAACCCACAAACACCCAAAACAAAGAAAAAUCAACAAAAAAAUCAUAAUUUUGUAAGCUUUUUAUUGGGCCAUUGCGCUUUGGCCGGCAACUUUGAUUUCAGUUCAGUUUUUUGUUGAGCCUAACAAAUUUUAAAUGCGAGCUUAGGCUGAGCGAGAAUUUUAGAGCUAUUGUAUUUUAUUCCUUGCGUUACGUCUUCUAAAUUUUGUAAAAAUAACAUAAAUAUAAAAUAGAUCUUAACGAGAUGUAAUUUUCUUUAGUCUAUAUAGAACCGAGAUAAGCAUAUAUAGAAACGAGAUAUAUAUAUACACAACACAAAACAUGCAAGAAAACUGUUACGCUUUAAAUACGAUUAUACAUAUAUACCCACUCACUUAGCCCGUUCCCAGAUCGCGCCCGAACCAAACAAUCCAAACCAUUCCAUCCCCAUUCAUACGAUCGAUCAAAGUCCAUUGUAAGUUUUCAUUUCUCAUCUGUCGCCAAGUAUUAAACGGAAUGAAUUGGUGGUUUAGAACCUUAUUUAACGAAACUAUGUAUUGUAAAUGUAUCAUGUCCUUCGGUUUGUGUUGAAGCCACCCACAACCCACACCCCCAUCGCCCAUCGCCCAUCGCACAUCGCACUGGCAUCUCUCAUUGGGAUUUUCAUUUGGGAAAAUCAAGGGAAGGAAGCGACUCUACACAUAAUAGCGGAACUCUGUAAUAUAUGAUAUACUAUUAACUCUCCCCUACAGUCUCACUCUCUAUCUCUAACGAAAAGAAGCCCUUUCUAGAAUAUAAUGUACUGGAUCGAGUUAGUUUUGGUUAGCGAUUACCGACUACCGACUACCGACUUGAUUACUCCUAAGUUUUCUGGCCUGCGCCCACUCAGAUCUACUCGCGAACAAAAUUUGUGUUUUGAAACUAAAAUGUAUUCGACUUUAUGCUUUAAACCCUAUUUUUAUACCACUUUACUUUGUAAGAAACUGCAGAGAUGUAACCACUGAGCCCACGUAUCCCUCCAGUAGCAGCAGCCUCGUUUCCAUUCGAUUUUUUUUUUGUUUUCGCGGUAUGAGGUACGAUUUCAUUUUGUAAUUUACGUGCAUUUUUGUGAUCUAAUUUGUGUAACUACUUUAAACGAAAAAACAAAAAAAACAACAAAAUAUUUUAAGAAAUGAAAACAAAAAAACAAUAAAAACCAAACAAGCAAAGAAAAA
Messenger RNA from Drosophila ananassae, 5859 nucleotides. RefSeq lists its product as uncharacterized. Gene Ontology annotation, cellular component: nucleus. The transcript has 6 exons. The record is from RefSeq and is a predicted model, not a curated record. The coding region runs from base 405 to 3872 and encodes 1155 amino acids. NCBI's taxonomy places the organism in Eukaryota, Metazoa, Arthropoda, Insecta, Diptera, Drosophilidae.